GGCUGCAUUGGAAUCAGCGGCAGGUCGGAUCCAGUGGCAUAGCACGUGAUACGCAAGCUUCCAGAAUGCGCAGUAGUUGCAAGUGGUUCCGCUUGACGGCCACUCCACACCAGACUCUGUGCUCAACGAAAAGCAUCCUCUUCUUUUCAUCCUGCAGCGCGCAUCUACCUAAACCAUGAACGGCAACGGAAAUCACAGCCAAGAGCGCUAUCUUAUCUUUGGUGCGAACGGAUGGAUCGCAGGAUUGUUGAAGGAGCUGUUGGAGAAGCAAGGCAAGGAGGUGAAGGGCACCCUUGUCAGACUGGAAGAGAGAGAGGCGGUCUGCAAAGAACUGGACGCCUACAAGCCAACGCGCGUCUUCAACUGCGCGGGAGUAACAGGUCGACCAAACGUCGAUUGGUGCGAAGACAAUAAGCAGGCCACUAUUCGUAGCAAUGUGAUUGGAACGCUCAAUCUCGCGGAUUGCUGUUUCCUGAGAGGAAUCCACAUGACAAACUUUGCGACCGGAUGUAUUUACACCUACGAUGAAAAGCACAAGGAACACGGUGUCGGAUACACCGAAGAAGACGAACCCAACUUUGCUGGAUCUUACUACAGCUUCACCAAGGCUAUGGUGGAGAAGAUGAUCAAGGCCUACGAUAAUGUCUUGACACUUCGGCUUCGUAUGCCCGUAUCAGAUGACCUGAAUCCUAGAAACUUUGUCACCAAGAUUACAAAGUACGAGCGAGUAGUGGACGUUCCCAACUCCAACACUAUCCUCCACGAUCUCCUUCCCGCGUCGAUUGUAAUGGCGGAAAAUAAAUUGACCGGUGUCUUCAACUUCACGAACCCAGGUGCCAUUUCGCACAACGAAGUGCUUGCGCUCUACAAGAAGCAUGUAGACCCCAACUUCACGUGGAAGAAUUUCACAGUGGAAGAGCAGAGCAAGAUCCUCAAGGCGGGCAGAAGUAACUGCGAAUUGGACACAACCAAGUUGACAACUACGUUGGCAAAGUUUGGUAUUACGGUUCCUGAGAUUCACGAAGCGUACGAUGCAUGCUUCCAGCGCAUGGCGGCGAACUUGAAAGCUGCUAAAUAGUUUGAUAAGGCGUGCUGCAAAGGAUGAGUAGGGUUAUGUCAAGUAGACGAAACCAGGGAUCCUGCAAUGUUAUUUUCGUAGAUAGGAACGCUCUUAACUUUGUACUUGUUUCUUAAUGAAAGAGUGAGGACGCAUCAGCAGAUUCAAUGGACGAAAAUUGAUACAAAUGUUCUACCAACUCCCUACUCUAGCCUAGAAUCCCUUGUUUGCUAGCAUAGUAGCAAUUUCAAGAUACAACUCAAUGGCGUUGAAUUUGCUCUCUUCGA
Spizellomyces punctatus DAOM BR117 is the source of this 1344-nucleotide messenger RNA. RefSeq lists its product as uncharacterized. Gene Ontology annotation, molecular function: methionine adenosyltransferase regulator activity. Lineage: Eukaryota; Fungi; Chytridiomycota; Chytridiomycetes; Spizellomycetales; Spizellomycetaceae. Gene Ontology annotation, biological process: S-adenosylmethionine biosynthetic process. The record is from RefSeq and is a predicted model, not a curated record. The transcript is spliced from 7 exons. Gene Ontology annotation, cellular component: methionine adenosyltransferase complex. Bases 176 to 1078 code for a protein of 300 amino acids.